AUGAAUGUAGAGGUUCAUGCGAAGCCUCUCUCUUUGAUCAUGGAUCAUCUACCCACGCCUAUCGAUGGAGAACAUCCUAAAGUCCAACUUUACGUUUUCAGGGAAAAGCCAUGGAUGCCAGAAGACUUCUUCACAUUGCCGAGUGUAUGGAAUUACGACAACACGCUCGAACUUGUCGAGAUUGGACUCGGCACUAAGAUAGACGACCGAAAAGUCAACGAGUUUCUUCAGUCUUGGCUCUUCUUGGCUCUGAUUGCUCAGGUUCUUAAUCAGCCUAUCUAUAGCGAGAAAUUCCGGUAUGGAGAGGACCAGAUUCGCACCAAACAUAUUCUUCCAGGAUUGAUCAAGGGAGCAAUUCAAAAAGAACGAGAAGAAACCGACCUGAUAGCAACAUCGCGUGACGUUCGUUUUCGAUGGUCGAAAGGCAAAGAUGAUAACAGCCUCCAUGGAGUGAGCCGCGAGCAGAAGAAUCGAUGGUUCAGGGCAUCCAUGGCGCUCGAACAAGCAAGCCGAUUCAUUACCAAGCACUGCUCUUACAAACACUUUGCCAAGGACGGGAGAACGUCCCCAAAUCCUGAUGAAAAGGUCAAUGAGCCUCGCGCCGAUGAAUUAUUGGUCUUGUCGAUUGCAGUACUUGGCGAAACGUUAGAAAAAGCACGUCCCAGAGCAGUGUCACUCAGCCAAGGCCCACUACAGUUUUUUCGUGACCAUGGCGACAAAGAGACAGCAUGGGGCUACAACCCGUUUUGUCGACGAAACAUGCAAAAAAGUGGAUAUUUCCCACUGGAGAUACGCCGAAUGGAGUCGUCGAUUCCAUCAGUGAGCAUUAUUUACUACAUCUGCUUCAUCAAGAAGCAUGAUAGGCCAACACACACAGCGGAGUGCACAGUAUGGGCAUGUAAAGGCAAAGGCAAACGACUGGAUCCGCUGCAUAUGAAGGCUUCUUGCCAACAAGAGGGCUAUGGGACGUAUUGUAGGCUAGUUCAGAUCGAAGACCGCGAAAAGAAGCUGAAGAGAAUCAUCCUCGGAGAAGGAAAGAUACCUCUAGUAGAGUUCGCUGCGGGGAAGCUAGAGCUCAAGGGGUACUCCUUGAAGGAAGAGCUACCAAAGUUUGGGGUAAUGUCGCAUUCAUGGGAGGAGGCGAUCGUGCACAGCAAGGUUGACAGUUCAGGAGGUGAUGUUCGCAACAUGUUCGAGUGCCAACUUGAGACCUUGCAAAAUACGUUCAACAAUCUUCACUCGGGCAGUCCAGAUGAUACAGCUACAAUCAAUAUUCCUUUCUACGUGGAUGUCUUGUGUAUGGCGAAAGACCCAACGACCCGUGCAGCGUCGAUCAACCAGUUGAAAUUCAUUUAUCACAAGGCCUCUGCAGUCUUGGUAUGGGACAGGAACCUGCUUCAACGGUAA
Alternaria atra is the source of this 1407-nucleotide messenger RNA. RefSeq lists its product as uncharacterized. Bases 1 to 1407 code for a protein of 468 amino acids. The transcript has a single exon. NCBI's taxonomy places the organism in Eukaryota, Fungi, Ascomycota, Dothideomycetes, Pleosporales, Pleosporaceae. The record is from RefSeq and is a predicted model, not a curated record.